GUACAGGGGCUGAUUCCCAGAACUGGGGUGCAGAACUGUCAUCACUGAAUGCUGUGAUGGAAUGCAUCACAGUACCCAUUGACAUGCCCCUGCGAAAGAAGGAUGGAAACAAGUCAGAGCUGGAAUCUGCUGUGUCUGUUGCAGAAAUUAGUUAA
Messenger RNA from Podarcis lilfordi (Lilford's wall lizard), 155 nucleotides. The record is from the annotation of a GenBank genome assembly. Lineage: Eukaryota; Metazoa; Chordata; Lepidosauria; Squamata; Lacertidae.